GCUGAUACAACGCUGAACGGAGAUAACAUCCGAGCAUCACGUCAGCGCGCAGGAGGAUCUGCUCAAAGCAGGAAGCCGCAUCACUCCACUCAUUCUCUAUUUUAAAAGCCAGACAGCAUUUUUGGUUUUUCUGUUUCUUUCCUCCCAUCAUUUAUCAUUACUGGUACAUCAUGCCUGUUAUCAGAACCAUCAGCAAGGUAGCCAAGCAGGCCCUGCUCAGCACCCCUGGGUGCGGCUGCCAGCCUCUAACGGUGGCUGUGCGUACCAUUAGCUUCUCCCCCCGGCAGGUCACAUCAGAUGCAAGCUUCCACUCUGUGUCUUUCUCAGAAACAGACCACCCUAAGGUGCUGAUCACAGGUGGCCUGGGGCAACUUGGAGUGGGCCUGGCCAAACUGCUGAGAAAGAGGUUUGGCAAGAACAAUGUCAUUCUUUCUGACAUCAGGAAACCUCCUAACAAUGUUUUUCACAAUGGUCCGUUUAUCUACUCAGACAUCCUAGACUACAAGAACUUGAGAGAAAUUGUGGUGAACAACCGCAUCACUUGGCUGGUUCACUACAGUGCCCUCCUCAGUGCAGUCGGAGAGGCUAACGUGGCCUUGGCACGUUCUGUAAACAUCACUGGGCUUCACAAUAUCCUGGACAUUGCAGCAGAGCACGGCUUGCGACUGUUUGUCCCAAGCACCAUUGGGGCCUUUGGUCCCUCUUCGCCCCGUAACCCCACACCAGAUAUGUGUGUGCAGAGACCUCGCACUAUCUAUGGCGUGUCCAAAGUGCAUGCUGAGUUAAUGGGAGAGUAUUACCAUCACCGCUAUGGACUGGACUUCCGCUGUCUCCGUUACCCAGGAAUCAUAUCUGCAGACUCCAUGCCUGGGGGUGGCACAACAGACUAUGCAGUUCAGAUUUUUCAUGAUGCAAUCAAGACCGGCAAGUUUGAGUGCAACUUGAGACCCGACUCACGACUACCCAUGAUGUACAUCGAUGACUGCCUACGCGCCACUCUGGAGGUGAUGGAGACACCUGCUGACACGUUGAGCAUGAGGACGUACAACAUAAAUGCCAUGAGUUUCACACCUGAGGAGCUGGCCCAGGAGCUCAGGAAGCAGAUGCCAGAGUUGGAGGUCACAUACAACAUCGACCCUGUACGACAGGCAAUUGCUGAUAGCUGGCCCAUGAACUUUGAUGACUCCAAUGCACGAAAAGAUUGGGGCUGGAAACAUGACUACGAUCUCCCAGAGCUGGUCCAGACAAUGCUGACCUACUCUGGUGUGGAAACGUGCAUGGCUCACGCCAAUUAAGAUGCCAUGUUAGAGUAAAUUCUUUGUAUAUAAUGUAACAUUUUUACCAAAGGGAAUAGAGAAACUUGAUCUGUAUAUAAUUGUUCAAUCAAUUCUCUGAGCAAAAAAAAAAAAAACAAUUAAAAGGCUGUGCUCGUCUGCUACAUGGCUAACAUCUCUACAGAAUGUAAAGGUGCAGUGCAGGCAAGAGAAAACUUUCUGUUGAACAUCUUGUCCUGGUUUGUUUGCUUUUCCUAUUCUUAGACAUUUGGAUUAAAAGUGGAAGGGUGUAGUCUGAGGAAAUUGCAGAGAAUUUUGCAACAUUUUCUAAUAUUCUUGUUUUUACAAAAUUAUGGGAAAAUGUUGACUGUGCUUUUUGUCGGGAUCAAAGGUAUAUUCUUUUAUUGUGCAGGAAUGACAAUGCAUUUCAAAUUUGAGUUGUACUAGUUGUACUACCGCAUAUGGGGGAAAAAUAAUAAAUGAGCUUAAAGAGCUGGGGAGAUUGACUGAAACUUAUUAGUAAUUAGCUUAUUUUUCACAUUCUGUUAUUUAUUUUUUCCCUGUUAAAUAUAGGGAAGCUUUAUUGCCCCAAAGCAUUAGAUGCCCUCUUUGAGGUUUUCUUCAGUUUUUGUUAUUUAAUAUUUUUUCACCAGCGCCACCAUUAUUUUGAAAACGAAAAAUGAAAAAUGUGACUUCAUAUGUCACAUCUAUGUAUACAGAAGAGAUUAAUUAUUUCUGUGUGUAUUUGAGAGAGAUGCUGUGAGCUCUUUCAGUUAAGAAAUUUCCCAAUAAAUAUUUUCCAUAUA
Molecule: messenger RNA, 2080 nt
Organism: Girardinichthys multiradiatus
Lineage: Eukaryota; Metazoa; Chordata; Actinopteri; Cyprinodontiformes; Goodeidae
Gene: tdh
Product: L-threonine dehydrogenase
Exons: 9
Coding region: 171-1295 (374 amino acids)
Biological process (GO): L-threonine catabolic process
Molecular function (GO): L-threonine 3-dehydrogenase activity
Source: RefSeq, a predicted model, not a curated record